CUUUGAUAUUUUCCUCUGUGUUUUUUUUCUUCUCGUGUGUGCGCUUUUCCAUGGGGGCCUCAAAGCUAGCGACUUUGUUCAUCUUUUUUGCCCUAAUUUUCUGUAAAAUUAGGGCAGAUGCUUCAAUCGAUGAAGUUGAUCAGCCGCAGGCAGUCGUCUUAUCGGAAUCUUCUGAAUCGGAGGCGUUGAAGAUCGAAUUGGCACUUCUCCAGGAGAAGAUCCAAACGCUUGAAACCCACAUUGAUGAGAGAAGCAAAGAAUUGAAAAGCAAGGAUGAGAUCAUUGCACAGAAAGAGAAAAUUGUUCAAGAGAAGUCAAAUAGCAUUACACAGUUGCAAAAUGAAAUAGUAUCCCUACAGAAAAAAGGGACAUCAGAUGCUGAGGAGCAGUUGGGAAAGGCUUAUGCGAGGGCUAGUGAACUAGAGAAGCAGGUUGACAAGCUUAAAAAAGAAAUAGAGACUCAACAAAAGGAGAAAGCUGCCUUGGAAUCCCGAGCAAAUGAAGCUGAGAGGAAGACACGUGAAUUGAACUCAAAAGUAGAGAGUCUUAAAAAGAUCACUGAUGAACAGAAAACGAGAAUCCGUAAAACUGAACGUGCUCUUCAAGUAGCUGAGGAAGAAAUGAUGAAAGCAAAGUUUGAUGCCAAUUCAAAAACCAAAGAAUUAAUGGAGGUUCAUGGUGCAUGGCUUCCACCUUGGUUUGCAAAUCAUUUAAUUAGUUGUCAGUCCUUCAUGGAGGUGCACUGGAACAAGCAUGGGAAACCCGCUCUGGAUACAUUGACUCAAAAGGCGCUGGAGAAAAAGGCCCAAGCUCAAAAAUGGUCUGAACCCCAUGUGGAGACGUUUAAAACUAAAUGGAUUCCAGCUAUAAAGGAUCAGUGGUUGGAGAUAACAACUUAUCUUGAACCGCAUGUGCAAUUGCUCUGCACAAAAACUGUCGAGGCUUAUGAGGCAUCUAAAAAUGCAAUAACUCCUCAUGUCAUCAAAGUGCAAGAAUUUAGCGAUCCUUACUUUCAGGAAGCCAAGAAGGUCAGCAAGCCAUAUAUUGAUCAAGUUGCGGCUGUGACAAAACCACAUGUUGAUAAUGCGAAAGUUGCCUUAAAACCCUAUACAAAGAAAGUAGUUCAUGGAUAUGGCAAGUUCCUUAAGUCUGCAACUACUUACCAUCAGAAGGUCCAAGACACUGUGCAGGAGAAGUUGAAGAAUCAUGAGCUUACAAAACAUCUUGCAACUAAGGAGUUGGUGUGGUUUGCAGCCUCUGCUUUGUUGGCCUUACCCAUCAUCUUUUUGUUUAGAAUUUGUUCAGCCAUAUUCUGCAAGAAGGCAAAGAAACCCGUUCGAAAUGCUCACCACCAUUCACGUCGCAAGGCAAAACGAGGGCACCCAGACAAGUAGAGUAGCGUGUGUUAGUCCGGUGGUGUUCAUUUGGAAUAUGUUCACGGUAUGCUUUGUUGCCAUUUGAGGUAGCAGCAUUCAUGGUGUUCAAUUACUAGGUAGAAAAUUGAGAUCUUUGCACGACCCUUUAUUUUAACAUUCCUAUGGGAUUGACAUUUCUUGCAGAUGGGGGUUUGGGUGGGCUCUCAGCUGGUGAUUUUUGGGACUUUUUAAGUUCAGUCUUUGCCAAAGAACUCUUUGACGUUUUUUUUUUUUGAAGCUCUUAACCUUUUUGUGAAAAGAGAAAAAAAAAAAUUAAAAAACCUCUCACCACACAUGUUAGAUAUUUUACAGAGCUGGCAGAUGUAUCAUGGCGGUGUGUUAUUCUUCUUGUUAGUUGUGUAUUUUUUUUCUCAUCCAAAUUCUACUAAAUUAGAGCUUUGCAUUUGUUUGUUCAUUAGAAUAUUAUUUGCUCUCAUUGGGUAAUGAACUUAGUUUGAAUUUGAAUUA
This is a messenger RNA of Vitis riparia (riverbank grape), 1883 nucleotides long. RefSeq lists its product as uncharacterized. The record is from RefSeq and is a predicted model, not a curated record. Bases 51 to 1394 code for a protein of 447 amino acids. Lineage: Eukaryota; Viridiplantae; Streptophyta; Magnoliopsida; Vitales; Vitaceae. The transcript is spliced from 14 exons.